AUGGAGGGGAUUAGUAAGGAAGAUGUUUUUCGUUGGUGCAGAGAGAAGGAUAUAGAUGUCGAAUGUAGCUUUGGAUUGAGAGGAAAUUUGACCAGUGCUAGUGAGGAUAGUAUGCUCAACGCGGUGAAAUUUCUUUAUGGAGUUAGUGAACCAAGUAUUGUCGAUAAAUGGAAAGGGUCCAAAGGUACUAUUACCGCUAUUUUAAUCACUAAUAAGAACCCACUAGAUCCAAUGUUACUCCCUGGCAUGGUGGUGGUGGAUGGAGUCCCGGGAUGGAAAGUCCACCUGGUAUGGCCUGAAAGGAACGCAAGUGGAGAAGAUGUCCCAUCAGGUGAUGAACAAGGAACUGGGGAACAACAAUUCGGAUGUGGUGUCUUGAACACCAGCCCUGAUACUGAUCAACUCACCCACCCCGAGGAAGCUGUGGAGAAUCAGGUAGAAACUGUCAUGGGCAAGAUGGUUAGCCACUUGGAGAGGUGGCACUUCGAAGGCGUAUAUCGUCGACUUAGGAUAUUCUCAGGAAUCACACCGGUACCAGCGGGGGAGGAGACCUACGAGCUGUGGAGGGAGGCUGCCACACAACAUUCCGAAGAGUGGCAGUGCCCUGAACAUAUUAAACGGCAGCGGGUGGUUGAAAGCCUACGAGGGCCUGCUAUGGGGGUGAUUCAAGCCACCAGGAGGAGCAAUCCCACUGCUACUCUGAAAGACUAUGUGGAGGCACUAGAUUUUUCCUUUGGUACCUUGGAAGACGUAGGUGAUCUACUGGCUCGACUCAACCAUACAUACCAGGAGCCAGGAGAAACCUUGACACAUUACGUGUAUAGAGUCGAUAGGUUAAUAUACAAGAUUGUAGAUAAAGGGGGGAUCGAGAAGGAGGCGGUGGACAGAAGAAGACUGAUAAAGCUAAAUAUUUAUCGUAUAUAA
Messenger RNA from Pseudophryne corroboree (corroboree frog), 924 nucleotides. Its product is annotated as modulator of apoptosis 1-like. NCBI's taxonomy places the organism in Eukaryota, Metazoa, Chordata, Amphibia, Anura, Myobatrachidae. The record is from RefSeq and is a predicted model, not a curated record. The transcript has a single exon. The coding region runs from base 1 to 924 and encodes 307 amino acids.